AUGGCUGAUAAAGCUAGAUUGGAGGAGGAAAAGGCCAAGGCUGAGAGAGAGUUAGAGGAACAACAACCUUUUAAAGUUGUAGUUGAGGUGCCUGUUGCUAAUGUUGAUGGUGGUGAUAUGGAGUAUGUUAGAGAGUUUGACACUCCAGAAGCUGAUGAGGUAUUCCCAGGGGCAUCUCAGCCUGAGCCUGAACAGACCCAAAUCUUCAAGUGCAAGAAAAAAAACGACUCCUCAAAAAAGGAAAAAACAACACCCAAAAAAAGGUCAACUGGAAGAACCCAACUCUCCCCUCAACCACAAAUAACCCCAACACCUGAACCACCACUUUCUCCUGAACCAAGAACAACUCCACCACCUCAAUCACCUGAAGCUGCAGUUGAACUUGAAGCAGGAACAUCUGAACCUCCACCACCUCCACCACCUAAGAAAUCCAAAAAGGUGGGAAGGUCAAGACCACUAGGGUUCAGAACAAAAAAGAAGAGUGGGAAAGGGGUUGAUGGGGGAAGCUAUGAGAGGGUCAGUUUAAGGAGAUCUAAAAGAAUUAGGAGGGAUCCAACUAGGGUUGACAGUAGUGAGGAUGAUAGAUCUGAUGAUGAUGACAGUGAGGACUCAGAUUACAUAGAAUCUGGUAGUGAAGACUUUGAUGAUGCUGAUGAUCUUGGGGACUUCAUAGAAGAAGAGGAACAAUAUGAAUUCUUGUAUGAUGACAUCCUAGACAAAUAA
This is a messenger RNA of Chenopodium quinoa (quinoa), 723 nucleotides long. RefSeq names its product pollen-specific leucine-rich repeat extensin-like protein 1. The transcript has 2 exons. The record is from RefSeq and is a predicted model, not a curated record. Lineage: Eukaryota; Viridiplantae; Streptophyta; Magnoliopsida; Caryophyllales; Amaranthaceae. Bases 1 to 723 code for a protein of 240 amino acids.